CCUAAAGCAGAGACAAUGCAAACAUCUAGUAGUGAUGACCCAAGCUACAGUCAGAGCUCUCCACCUCGGGGUCGCAAGGCUCGAUGGAAAGGAGUUUAUCGGGGCCGUUGGGGGGUUGCGGACAGCUGUUCCUUCAGUGGGGUACAGUCUAAUCCAGAAGAGCAAAACUCAGGGGAGACCAAAAAGGAAAACCGAGUUAUUGUCCUGUAUCUGGAUCUAUCUUUUCUUUUGCUUCUAGAACUCAAGAAAAUGAGUAUGACACGUGGGUGCCUACUCUGCAUCAAAAUCACCAUGUUCAUCUUUAACCUCAUCUUCUGGCUUGGAGGAUGUGGGAUCCUUGGAGUUGGAGUCUGGUUGGCUGUUACCCAGGGAAAGUUUGCCACCCUGUCCAUUUCUUUCCCGUCACUUUCAGCUGCCAGCCUCUUCAUGGUGACAGGAUCAGUGAUAAUGGUGGUGGGCUUCAUUGGGUGCCUUGGUGCCGUGACAGAACACAGAUGUCUUCUGCUCACAUUCUUUGUGGUGUUACUGAUCAUCUUCCUCCUUGAAAUAAUCUGCAUGGUGCUAUUCUUCACAUACAAUGACAAUUUCCACAGAUAUGCACAAGAGGACCUAAAGAAAGGACUAUCACUCUAUCAGACGGAGGGUAAUCUUGGUUUGACCAAUGCGUGGGACAUCGUACAGACAGAGUUCCGAUGCUGCGGAGUGAAGAAUUACACUGACUGGCUGGAAAUGCGGAAUAGUUCACUUGUGCCCCACUCCUGCUGUAUGGAACACAGCGCCUCCUGCCAAAGCAACCCCAGCACCUGGUGGACAGAACCCUGCUAUGAGAAAGUGAAGCGAUGGGUCGGGAAUAACAUUUCCUCUGUUGGGAUCUUCGGCAUCUGUAUUCUUGUUGUGCAGGUAUUUGGUUUGAUCUUCUCCAUGUUGAUGUACUGCCAAGUUAUCAAGGCGGAAAAGUAUUAUGAAUAAUCCCAGACAUUGUGAAGGAGUUUUCAAGAUGAGCCCCAUGCUGUUCUUCCAUAUUCUAAUAUGACUGCCCAUAUACUUCCAACUGGAUGAAGGACUAUCUUCAAGCUUACUUGGAACUGCAAGGCUGAAUUUAGCAUCUUCUCUCUCCGCAAGGGCCAGUGUCUGUUCUACCUUAACUUCCUUCGACACUGAACCAUGAAUGAAAUUCUUGCCCUCGAGCAGCUCGACUUAAUCAUGUAACAAUGAGUACAUCACAUCAGCUUUCAUAAUCCAGCUCCAAUAUGUAUAUAGAGCUUCUGAACUCUGCAAGGAGGAAUAAGGGCUUGUCUUCUCCUUUUUUUUUUUUAAAGCACCAAAGUCAUUAAAUGGAACCCCCCUCCCCCCCACAGAUAUGCAGAUCCAUUGUGGUUUGAAAAAAUUCCCAGUAUGAUCUGAACGGCAUUGCCACCCGGCAUCUUAGUGAAGUUAUAUAGAAAUAGCACAAUGCUUUGAGUCUAGUUAGUGAUGCAGUGAUAAACACCAGAGACCCGUGACUAGACUCAGCUGACUGCAGAGAAGGACACAGAUGUUUAGAAUACUUUGCAGUGGGUAUUUUUUUAUAUACCAGUAUGUAUCCCUGAGAUGCUCAAUUUAAGGACUAAGCAGAUGGUCAGUACCAUAGCAGCUUCAACAUUAUUGUCACCAUGUGUAACGGAAUCAUCGGGGAUAAAAUUCUGAGAUAUGGACUUUUAAACUGUAUUCAUGUUACAUUAUUCUGUAUUUAUAAAGUGCCAACUUGCUCUACAGCUCUACAUACCGGCAUGAAUCCAGGCCUACAUUGCCUAACCAAACUACAAACUAUAUUAUUUUAUACUAUAUUGAAUGUAUACAGAAAUUCUAAACACCUAUGGCUGUGUUCAUGAUCACUUAUGAUGCAAUGUAACCCUAUGUUGGGUACAAUGUGUAUGAAAAUGGCAUUCGGAUGCUAUGAUUGGUUAGGUCACAUACCUUUGUCUUACAUUAAGGGGUUAUAGGAUUACAGUAUGUACUGGGUAUGGUCAUUGGUCAUUGACUGAUCGAUUUUGUUGUUCAUGGGAUUUGGAUGUCCACUAGGAUUGAUAAAAUAGUGAAAAGCAAUUGGUUUAUCAUAGCUUUAUGAAUAUACAGCAUUAAAGAUAACAGCAUUCAUAUAUCUGAGAAUAUACCAUACAUGGCAACAAAUCACGUCUGCUUUAGACAUUGGGAGCAUAUAUCGUUGCCAAAGGGCCUCAGCUCAUGUUGGCUAGUCCUUUUUGUCCAUAAACAAUGUCCUCAUAAGAACACAUUUCCAGUGUGGGACUAGGGUUCCUUGGGCUUACCAUAGGAGAAAAUGAUGACUACCCAUCCUACAUCUACACCAAACAUGAACCGGUUCAUUAUCAUUGUACAAGCAGGAUAUGCAAUCUAAUGGGUGAGUUGUCCCAUGGCAAGUGAUAGGGUCCACCUUUAUGUCAACAGUUGUCUUAUUCUCGAGAGCCUAUUAGAUGAUUUAGGCUCACCAGAGGAUUGUCUGAUACUCUGGUGAACCAAUAUACAGUGAAUUCGGAAAUUCUUCAGUCUUUAACUUUUUUCACAUUUGGUUAUGUUGUAGCCUUGUGCACUCAUUAUCCCCAUAAUGACAAACUGAAAACUGAACGUUAGAAAUUCUUGCUAAUUUAGUGGAAAGGAAAAACAAAAAUAUUGCAUUGACAUAAGUAUUGAGACCCUUUAUUCAGUACUUCGUUGAAGCACCUUUGACAGUGAUUACAGCCUCCAGUCUUCUUGGGUAUGAUGCCAUAAGGUUUCCACACCUGUAUUUGGGGAUUUUCUCCCAUUCUUUUCUGCAGAUCCUCUCAAGCUCUGUCAGGUUGGAUGAAGGCAGUCGGAGAACAGCCAUUUUCAGACCUCUCCAAAGAUGUUUGAUUGGGUUCAAGCCAUAGCUCUGGCUGGGCCACUCAAGGACAUUCACAGAGUUGUCCCUAAGCCACUCCUAUGUUGUCUUGUGCUUAGGGUUAUUGACAUUGUCUUGUUGGAACUUGAAACUUGAGUGUGAGGUCCAGAGCACGCUGGAUCAGGUUUUCAUUAAGAAUAUCUCUGUACUUUGCUCCAUUCAGCUUUCUCUCAAAACUAACCAGUCUCCGUGUCCCAGCUGCUGAAAUACAUCCCCACAGCAUGAUGCUGCCACCACCAUGCUUCACUAUAGGUAUGGUUUUAGGCAGGUGAUAAGCAGUGCCUGGUUUUCUCCAGACAUGACAGUUAAAGUUGAGGCCAAAAAGUUCAAUCUUGUUUUUAUCAGAACACAAAAUGAUGUGAGUCCUUUAAGUGCUUUUUGCAAAAUCCAGGCAGGAUUUCAUGUGUUCCAUCUUACCAAGGCCCUUCUCCCCCAAUUACUUAGUUUGGUAGACAGCCAGCUCUAGGAAGAGUCCUGGUUGUUGCAAACUUCUUCCAUUUAAAAAUUAUGGAGGCCACUGUGUUGUUGUGAAAUUUCAUUGCAUUUUUUCACCAGAUCUCCACACAAUCAUGAUACUGAGCUCUACAGUCAGUUCUUCCCUCCUCUUGGCUUGGUUUUUGCUCAGAUAUGCAUUGUCAGCUAUGAUACCUAAUAUAUAGACAGUGGUUCGUCUUUCCAAAUCAUGUCCAAUCAACUGAAUUUACCACAGCUGGACUCCAAUCAAAGUGUAGAAACAGAGGCCCCAGAGUUAUAUUUCAAGUUUCAUAGCAAAGGGUCUAAAUACUUAUGAUCAUGCAAAAUGUUUGUUUUUCCUUUUUGAAUAAAUUUGCAAACAUUUCUAAAAUUCUGUUUUUAAUUUCACAUCAUGGGGUACUGAGUUCAGAAUGAUGAGGGAACACUUGAUGGGGGAAAACCAGAUUUUUUAUUUUAUUUUAACGCAAGCCCACAACAUAACAAAUGCAAAAAAGUGAAAGGUUCUGAAGACUUUUUGAAUGCAUUGUAUUCAUAGUUCAACAAGAGCUGGGCAACAUUAACAGAGUGUAUGACUUUGGCCUCAAACCCUGACUUCAGAGGUCACAUAUUGGGCACAUAGAACUUAUAACCCCAUAAACACUUACAGAGGCGGACGGAGAACUUAAUGUGGCCCUGGAAAAAACCUAAAAGUAGUCCCAUGUUGUAGGUGGAUCCAUAUUGACAGAAGGCAGGGACAACAGAAGUAACCAAAUACCACAGUGCAGGAUAAAAAAAAUUCCUCUGCAAAACCAAAUACCACAGUGCAGCACAAAAAACUGUCACCCAUGCCAAAGUAUGAAACAGCACCCCCCCCCCCCCGAUCAGCUGUUUCAAUAUGGGCAGGUACUUAUAUUUUUAAAUACACCCUAUAGGCCUACAACCCCUGCCCCCUGCUGGAUGGAUGGUAACAUUACAAAGAGCACAAGUUGGUUACAUUUUAUUGCUUUUUAUUUUUUAAUAGUAUUUAGGCGGUGCCUUUGUGCCAUCUUAUGUACCCAGUGUAUAUAUUCUGUACCACAUUAGUUGGAUGUUCCUUUGAAGUGUAAAUAAUAGUGGUAACUCAGCAGAAAGUAUGUCUAUUAUCCAGAUCUGUGUUAUAUGCCAAUAAAACUUGUAUUGUACUUAC
Bufo gargarizans (Asiatic toad) is the source of this 4556-nucleotide messenger RNA. RefSeq names its product tetraspanin-4-like. The coding region runs from base 16 to 969 and encodes 317 amino acids. Lineage: Eukaryota; Metazoa; Chordata; Amphibia; Anura; Bufonidae. The record is from RefSeq and is a predicted model, not a curated record. Gene Ontology annotation, cellular component: membrane. The transcript has 7 exons.